AUCCUAUCUCAUAUUGAGCCGUUUGCAAACAACCCCUAUUCACUAAUUGUUUUAUUGUAUACUAUUUUGUGAACUGUUAUCAUUUGAAACCAGUCACAUUUACUUCCUCAGUUUGCCACACUCCUCUACUUCAUCACUCCACAGUAUUGCCCUACCAAUUGUGCAUUUAACUUAAGGCGUUUGUCCUCAAUUCAGUGACUUGUUUUCCCCAAACACGUAUUUUUUUGAUGAAUCAACUAGAUUAUCACCGCCACUUACCUCCUUACAGAUCCCUCCUCAAUCCCAAUGCCAAAUAUGAUUAUCAGCUACACUCCCUUAUUCCCAUCAGCCAGAAUGAGUUGAAUAACUUGAAACUCAUCUUCAUGAGAAAUGAGGGCAAUCAAGGAAACUCCCAGCAGAAGCCUACAUUCAAAAUGAAGUACAAGAGUUUACUAAAUGAUGUCAAUAGAAAGAUAUCUCUUAAGAUAUCCAAUCCUAGUUUCUUGAACUCCUCAAGUUUGGCCCCCAAUGUCAAUACUCCUGGCUCCGGCUGUUCCCCUUUGUUAUGUGUGAAGGAACUGUUAUCAUUUAAAUCGCUUCCAAUUGAAAUCCAGUUCCAUGUUUUCUCAUUCUUAUCGAAGAAAGACCUUCAAAGCACUAUUGUAGUAAACAAGGACUUCUAUAAGCUUUCUAAAAAGUUUUUGUACAAGAACUUGGUGUUUGACUCUUCGUUUAGAUUUGCUCAAUUCAUAACCAUUUUGAGAAUCAACUCUAAAUUGGGUAACCUAGUGGAAACCAUUGACUUGUCGGGGUUGAAGCCUUGCGAUUAUGAUGUACAGGAUGACUCGAAUGCGUUAACAAACCAAACUUCAAUCAGUUCAGAUAGUAAUGAUGAGGAAGGUGAGCUAGUAUUUGCCGAUAAUGACAAAGUCAAGGCUGGCUGGAGAGAUUGGAAGUUCUUGAGAAACCCAUUGUACUCCAGUGGUUUAGGAUUAACAAGGAUUCUGUCCAAUUCGCCCAGUUUUAACUCAAACAAGUCCUUGAACUCCAAUAAUAAGAAGAAGUUGAAAUUUUCAUUCUUAAAGUCCAAGAGGAAUAAACUCGGCGGACAUGUUCAUUUAAAUGGUAUUCAUUCUAUCCACCAUCAAGCCAGCACUCAUGCCCAAGGAUCUUUGAAAAUACAUCCUUCUAUAAACAAGUUUUUGAUAAACUAUUCCAAUACCAAGGACUUGCCAGUUGGUUACGUCUUACACUUGCUUAACAUGUGUCCAAACUUGACUUCCAUUAACCUAGGUAAUUUGCAAUUAUCUGUCGAUUAUGAAAUCAAUCCUAAUUUUAUCUACAAGUUUCACACGUUUGAUGUCAUUCAUAAUUAUCCUUCCAGUCUACUUAUGCACAUAAAUGAUUUAGAUGACUCCAACUCAAUUUACAACAUGGAUUUGUUGGAGAAUCUCAAUCAAAGAUAUGAUGUUGACAACAUGUCAAUGAUUUCAAGUUCGUCUUCCAGAUCAAGAUCUAAGUUAAAAUCCAUCAAUAAGUCCCAAAAACCGGUUUGGAAGUAUAACUCUCUACUUACUCCAAUGCCUAACCUGAACUAUUUGAACAAGAAUGAUGGAAAAUUGUACUUAAGUGACUUGAACUUAAAGUCAAUGAAUCAAAACUAUUUGGUUAAGUUGAACGAAUUUGAUAUCUUAAAUUUGCUUAUCAAGUGUCACAAAUUCAAUAUUAACUUCAAGUACUUGAAUCUUAGUUCCAUGAUUUGGCUCAAUAAGAAACUCAUCCAAAAUUUCUUCUCAAAAUUCUUGAGACCCAAUUACUUGACUGACCUCGAAAUGGAAUUUGUGCCUAGAAACUUGGUAAUCGAUUUAACCAACUCGGGUAUGUACAAAGAUCUAGUGUGGGCCAGAAAAAUUGACUUGAACAAACAAGAAAGUUUCGAUAUCCUAAUCAGAAUCUUGAAAGACGAAUUAUUAAACGUCUGGGAGCUGAGAUUAAGAGAGGAUAGAAUAAGAAGAGGUAGAAUGGCAGAAAACUAUCUUUCUUAACAAGUCUGCACUCUGGAAGUCAGAAUGUUUAACAUUAAAACAGUACUAGGAGUUACUGAAACUUGAAUUCUUCAAUUCUUUUCUUACAUGCUACUCCAAGUGAUAAUAUCCAAUGGAUUAACAUUAUCAUCUGGUUUAGUGUACUUUAAGUCCUAAUCACCUGUGUUUUAUGGCCAUAGAUUUAUAGAUUUGUAUUAUUACCCAGCUUCCAUAAACAUUUUAUGUCAUUCAGGAGAUAAAAUGUGAAAUGUAUCAGUUAUCAGGUCAUCACCAUUUCAUGGGCCAGCUAAAAUCUCAAAAGACUAGCGACCUUAAAAGCGAUGGUUUUAAAACUGAGUUAUCCUUAUGGGAUACGCGGCUUGUGAUCUUCUUAGCUACAAAAGUUAAUGCUGUGUUAAAAAACCACAAGUCGAAGCAUCCGUAUU
Messenger RNA from Yamadazyma tenuis ATCC 10573, 2449 nucleotides. RefSeq lists its product as uncharacterized. Gene Ontology annotation, molecular function: protein binding. The record is from RefSeq and is a predicted model, not a curated record. NCBI's taxonomy places the organism in Eukaryota, Fungi, Ascomycota, Pichiomycetes, Serinales, Debaryomycetaceae.